This is a messenger RNA of Plasmodium yoelii, 1701 nucleotides long. RefSeq names its product conserved Plasmodium protein, unknown function. Bases 1 to 1701 code for a protein of 566 amino acids. NCBI's taxonomy places the organism in Eukaryota, Apicomplexa, Aconoidasida, Haemosporida, Plasmodiidae. The record is from RefSeq and is a predicted model, not a curated record. The transcript has a single exon.
AUGGAUGGUAUACAUAUAAAUUAUAUGAAAUGUGACAAAACAAGAGAUAUAACUUACGAGAAAAAUAAGAAAAAUAAGAAAAAUAAGAAAGAUGAAAUACAACAUCGGAAUGAUGAAAUAGAUGAAAAUAAAAUAACAGAAGAAUAUGUUAUAUGGGAGGAAAAAAAAUUAGCGCCUCCCAAAGUUAAAAAUAAUAUGCCUGAUAUAAAUAAAAAAUAUUUAAGAAUGGAUAUGCAAGUUAAAAAAGAAAAUUUAGAAAAAGUUGAGCCAGUUGAGCCAGUUGAGCCAGUUGAAUACAUUGAAUUAGUGAAAAAAAAAAGUGAUGAAAAUAUAUUUUGCAAGCAAUCUUGCAAUGAUAUUAAUUAUAAUGAAAAGAAAAAAAAAGGAAUAAAUAAAUAUGUUUUAUUUGAAAAUAAAGAAGAAAAAAGAAAUAAAUUCCCUAUUUUAUUGGAAAAAAAUCAUAAUGACAAUAUUGAACAUUAUGAUAUUAUGUCAAAUAGUGAUACUAUAUUAUCAUCAGAUAAUAGUUUAGAAAAUAUGUAUGAAAUGAGCUAUAACUAUUUCAACUAUAAUAAAAAUAAUGUAAACAAUUUGGAUAAUUUAGUUUCAAAUUCAAGGGAAAAAUUUAUAUCAAAAAGAUUGUCUAAAAAGGCAAAUGAAAUAAAAACAAAUAAUAGUGGGAAAAAUAAAAAAAGAUGUAUGAAUGAUCGAAGUGAUAAAUUUUUGUUAAAAAAUGAGGAAGAAACGGAUGAAGAAACGGAUGGAGAAACGGAUGGAGAAACGGAUGAAGAAGCAAAUGAAGAAACGAAUGGUAGCGAUAGUACAUGUAAAAAAGUAAAAUUAUUAACUGGUAAUAAAAUGAAGAAUUGUAAUAUUUUUAAUGUUGAUAAGGAUCUUAAAAAAUGUAAACUAGGCCCAAUUGUGUGUAAAUUGAUAAAUUGUGAUAUAAAAAAUGAAGAAAUUCAAAUUAACCCAAAUAAAAAUAUAAUCGAUUUCAACCCAUUAAAAUAUAUAUCUAAUCAAUAUAUGGAAAAUAGUUAUAAAUAUAUUGUAAGAAAUGAUGAAAAUUACCAAAAAAAUUAUAUACCCUGUUGUUAUAAUAUGUGCAACGAAUUUAUCUAUAAAAUUAAAAAUAAAAUUUCUGGAAAAAGCAAUAGAGAAUCUUACUUAUAUAAUAUUGUUCCUACAAAAGAUGAAGAAAUUUAUCUUAUUAAAAAUAAUAUGAUAAUGAAAUAUAAUAAUAAUUUAAAAGAAGAAAAUGUAAUGAACAGAUUAAAUAUUAAAGAGAAAAAAGACAUGAACAAAAAAAAAAAUAUUAUUCCUAGUAACACAAAUAGCUAUAUUAAUAAUAGUAACAAUUCAAAUGUUAUAACUUUUAUAAAAUAUGACCCUAAAAAAUAUACUACAAAACCAUAUUUAUAUAAAGAUAUAAAAUUAAACAGUGAGACAAAUGGUAUUAAAAAUAAUUUUCAAUUAAAAAAGGAAUGUAAAAAUUACUUAAAUAAUUUAAUUUGUUAUACUCCUAAACAUAAUAAAAAUAUAUUUUAUAAAAAAAAAAAAAACUUCAAAAAGAAUAAGACAUAUAAAAAAAAUAUAUUUGAAAAUAUAUUAAAAAAAGUUAAGUUGUUAAGUUAUGCAAUAUUUUUCUGCUUUUUUAUUAGCAGUAAAAAUAGAUCAAUCAAAGAACAAAAAAAGAAAUAG